This is a messenger RNA of Trichoderma asperellum CBS 433.97, 2826 nucleotides long. RefSeq lists its product as uncharacterized. Gene Ontology annotation, biological process: mismatch repair. The record is from RefSeq and is a predicted model, not a curated record. Gene Ontology annotation, cellular component: MutLalpha complex. Gene Ontology annotation, molecular function: ATP hydrolysis activity; mismatched DNA binding; ATP binding. Lineage: Eukaryota; Fungi; Ascomycota; Sordariomycetes; Hypocreales; Hypocreaceae.
AUGCCCAUAUCAGCUCUUCCUCAAUCCACUAUCCGAAGUCUAGGUUCUUCAGUUAUCAUCACGACUCCCUGUGACGUGGUCAAGGAGCUUAUUGACAAUGCCAUAGACGCUGGAGCCAGCUUUAUUGAAGUUGCAGUCUCUUCUAACUAUCUCGAUACGAUUCGAGUCCGAGAUGAUGGCCAUGGAAUCGACGUCGACGACUUUGAUGCCCUAGGUCGGCGAGCUCAUACCAGCAAGCUGAAAGCGUUUAAUGAGAUUGGGUCAAGAGCUAGAGAGUCACUCGGCUUUCGCGGUGAAGCACUUGCAGCGAUGAACACUUUCGCUACCAUCUCUAUCACGACUCGGACAACAAGUGAUGUGGUAGCGACUCGUUUACAACUCAAGCGCGCUGUUGGGGGAAGUGAGAAUCGGUGCCCUACAUCGGCCCCUGUUGGAACAACCGUUCAAGUUACCAAGCUCUUUGAUACCCUGCCGGCAAGGAAACAAUAUUCUUUGAGAAACAGCGCCAAAUACAUCAAAUCCACCAAAGAUCUUUUUAAAGCUUAUGUGCUAGCUCGACCUGAUCUCAGAUUGUCAUUCAAAAUACUGGGCGAGGCCGUCGGCGGCUGGUCAUAUGCUCCAGCAUGUGCGGCAGAGAUCAACGAGGCCACUCUACAGAUAUUCGGAAAAGCUCUCGCUAACAGCUGCAUACAUGUGUCUCGUAAUUCUGCAUGCGAUCAAGCCGCAUUUACCCAAGCCAGCCAAGAGGCAACUGAAGACUUCAUAUUAGAAGCUUUCAUGCCAAAAACCGGGUUUGACCUCCCUGCUGUCAAGGGCAAAGGCCUCUAUUUAUCUGUCGACUCGAGACCACUCUCAUCUACCUGUGAUAUAGCAAAAAAGAUUACAGCCAUUUUCAAAAACCAUUUAAACAGAGUCACAGGUAGCAACGAAUCUUGUACCAGCGUAUCCAACCCCUUUCUACGACUCAAUAUUCGCUGUCCAGCCCAUAGUUAUGAUGCCAACGUGACGCCACUGAAAGACGAAGUUGUAUUUGGAGAUGAAAACAAGAUUACUGCAAGUUUUGAGGGGUUGUGUCAGAGAAUAUACUCCGAGCGAUUCAUGGCCGAACCCUUUUUAUCCUCAAAGUCUUCGAGGUCUGAAGAGGAGGCAGGGGACUCAAAAUCACACAUAGAGAACAGUGGGAAUAUGCACACUAAAGAUUUGAACAUAUUUAGCGGUAUAUCGCAAGGCGACCAUCUGACUGAUCAAGUCACUGCAUUACUACCUUUACCCCGAGAGCCAGACUCACAGAAUGGAGUAUCACUAACCAAGAUGAGGACAUCAAAAAUAGUCAAUAUGUCUCGUAUCAACAGCAAUUCUACUGAUGAAGACUGUACUAUUAACAGCGUUGAUAUACAAGUGCCUGUUUCACUCAUGGCUGCAUCUCAAAUCUCACCUGGCCGGAGACCACAAGUCCCCAGAAUUUCUGCAUCGGAAAACAUUGAACGAUAUCUACUCUCGAGAAAGAAUGAGGGAUUCAAGAUAGCAACUGAUGAGACAGCAACCAGGAAAAGCGACUUGCAGACAGGCCCCCCCGAAUCGCCCCCAGGUAUAUUCAACCGCAAGCCUCUGCAGCCUUUGACUGAAUCCAUGUUAAAUGCGAUGAAUGGUCAACCAGAUUCAGAAUCAGAUGUGUCUAGUGCAGAGCCUGAGAUGUUGACAUUGGAUGAUAAUACAGAGAGGACAAUUAACGCCAAUGCCAGAGAAGAGAGAGCCCAGCAAAUUUCACCUGUUCCUACUCCGUCUUCGCCGGACCAUGAACCCUUGGCACUUCGUUCUCCGCGUCAGCUCAGAAGUGUUGCGGAAUGGCUAACCCCUCCUUCGUCUGGCCCUUUACGAAACGUGAGACUCUCUAAUUCUUCGUUUAGACCCCAGCAGAGAACAACAGCGAGAGACAGCCCUACAGGAAAUGUGGCAGUACGACCAUGGCCGAGAGCUCCGCAAAGUGGCAGAACAAUACCCUUUAUAUUGCCAGGGGAAAACCGUAACCGGCGACGAUUAACACACAAUGAGACGAUUGAACAAGAAGUAGACAUACCGAGAGAUAACCCGAGAGAGACCCGCGCUCAGCUAUACUUCCAAGGAGUUCAAGGGUUAAAUCGUCAGCAAGACAGAACGACUAAUGCUUUUGAAUUAGCAUCACAGCUAGAUACUACCCGGCGACCUGUUUCACAUAAGAAUUUCUUCUCACAUGAACCAGGCCACCACUCUCAUAUUAUCCAGACUUCGUUGCUGGAUAGUCAGUAUUCUGGCGAUAUACCAUCGUCAAGGAGAGCCCAAGAAGUGUUAAACGCGCGUGAUAACCUCUCAGCAACCCCCCAGCGUGAUAUUCGCCCAUCAAUCGAAGCUUCCGUUUGCGGAGAUUCCCAGAAUAGAGCGCCUUUCAGAAAUACACAUGGCAAGCUGGAGGAUCCGAGACUUUAUCUUAUCAAGAGGCGGCGUUCACAAGCCAGGCAUGGUAUUGCGAGGCGACUGUCAUCCCGUCGACUUCCCCUCGAAGUGACACCAAUUCACUUGGCGAUGCAGAGUUCAUCAACCUCUCGUAGGCUUUCACUGAGAAGGGUCAAGACAUUGGCAAGACAGACUCGUCUGCAAGGCUACGAUAUUGUGCCAGGGGACUGGGGUAACGCAAUAACUUUCAAAAGUAUGGAGGAAGCUGGCAAGGUAGAAUCCCGUCUCCAGGAUGCAGUUGACUCGUGGAAGCAGACACAGAAUCAGGCGAUUGAAGUAGAAUACAAGCUACGCUCGGCCGCCAAAGGUAAGAAUCCUGCAUUUACUGACCAAUAA